This is a messenger RNA of Striga asiatica, 255 nucleotides long. Lineage: Eukaryota; Viridiplantae; Streptophyta; Magnoliopsida; Lamiales; Orobanchaceae. The record is from the annotation of a GenBank genome assembly.
AAAGCAAAACAAAAUAAUUAUUCAAAGCACCAAAAUUCCAACAACAAAAGAGCACUCACCUCUGCCCGGAAUAUACACCAACCCUCUGCCGGCACUGAAAUUGGCCGUCGGAUUAUACCUGCGCACCAAAUCGGCACUCAAAUUACUCGCACUAGCCACCGUCUCCAAGCUCUCCCCUGCCCUCAACGGAUAAGUCACGAACAGCCCGUAAUCGAGCGACACGUCCCGAUUCCCGCAGCUGCAGUUCACCGUCAC